Molecule: messenger RNA, 676 nt
Organism: Ceratotherium simum simum (southern white rhinoceros)
Lineage: Eukaryota; Metazoa; Chordata; Mammalia; Perissodactyla; Rhinocerotidae
Gene: BAD
Product: BCL2 associated agonist of cell death
Biological process (GO): cellular response to hypoxia; extrinsic apoptotic signaling pathway; release of cytochrome c from mitochondria
Cellular component (GO): mitochondrion; cytosol
Molecular function (GO): protein kinase binding; protein phosphatase binding; cysteine-type endopeptidase activator activity involved in apoptotic process
Source: RefSeq, a predicted model, not a curated record
GGCUGGGCUCCCUCAGUACUAGAGGGAGGCGGCGGCGGCGGCGGUGGCGGGCUCGGGUCAAGGGCCUCCAGAUCGGGCUUGGGCCCAGAGCAUGUUCCAGAUCGCAGAGUUUGAGCAGAGUGAGCAAGAAGACUCCAGCCCUGCAGAUAGGGGCCUGGGCCCCAGCCCCACGGGGGACCGGCCCUCAGGCCUGGUCAGGCACCAGCGCACGGCCCCAGGCCUCCUGGGGGAAGCCGGUCACCAGCAGGAGCAGUCAGCCAGCAGCAGCCACCAUGGAGGUGCUGGGGCUGUGGAGAUCCGGAGUCGCCACAGCUCGUACCGCACAGGGACCGAGGAGGAUGAAGGGAUGGAAGAGGAGGAGCCCAGCCCCUUCCGGGGCCGCUCGCGCUCGGCGCCCCCCAACCUCUGGGCUGCACUACGCUAUGGCCGCGAGCUCCGGAGGAUGAGCGACGAGUUCCAGGGCUCCUUCCAGGGACUUCCUCGCCCGAGGAGCGCGGGCAUACCGACGCAGAUGCAGCAAAGCCCCAGCUGGACGCGCGCCAUCCAGUCCUGGUGGGAUCGGAACUCGUCGAGAGGAGGCUCCGCCCCCUCCCAAUGACCUCCCGCCGCCGCUGGUGGCCAUUUUGGGUGUGGGCGGAAGUCUUUUCCGCAGGCCUUAUGCAAAAGCGGGUCGAGU